Molecule: messenger RNA, 2515 nt
Organism: Doryrhamphus excisus (bluestripe pipefish)
Lineage: Eukaryota; Metazoa; Chordata; Actinopteri; Syngnathiformes; Syngnathidae
Gene: nop16
Product: NOP16 nucleolar protein homolog (yeast)
Biological process (GO): ribosomal large subunit biogenesis
Cellular component (GO): nucleolus
Source: RefSeq, a predicted model, not a curated record
CAUGACCGGAACUAUACACGCACAUUCUCUCGCCCCACGUUGGCACACAUUGCUAACGAUAACACUUUUUUUACUUAGUGUUGUGAAUUCAUUAAUACUCACAUUUAUAGUCAUGCCGAAAGCUAAGAAGUCCGGCAGAAAGAAGAAGUUUGAUUAUGGUAGGGACCGGAAGAAGCAGAAGAAGAGGUUUUUGAAGAAGGCCAACCCGAGGAUAGACAAUAAAGACAUUCGAGAAGCAUGGGACCAAAGGAAGUCCACAGCCAGGAACCUGAUGGAGAUGGGACUAGCAUUUGAUCCAAACCGUAGUGUACCCAUCAAGAAAGAUAGUCUCCUUGGUCUGAAAAAAGAGACGAAAGCCCCCGUCAACAUUGUGAUCAAGCCCUAUGUUGUCAACCGUCUGGAGGAGGAGGCCAGCCUGCCGGUGAAGGACACCAAGACGUUAUCUUCUGACUUGAUCGAGUAUGUUCAACACAUGAUCCGAGAACACAGCGAUAACUACAAGGCAAUGGCCCGCGAUGAGAAGAACUACUAUCAGGACACGCCCAAACAGAUCAAGAGGAAAAUCAACGAGUACAAGCGCUGCCACCCGGAUCACUAUGACUCCUUCAUCAGCUCGCUCGCCUCUCCUACACUGACUUUGCAGUGAUGGCUUCACGCUGGGAGGACAUUGCAGACUCCACAAGUGAGAGUAAAAAAAAAAAAUCUCUGAGUGCUAAUUAUUUUCAGAGACUGUCACCAAACCUGUCACAAGAGACCGUCGAUUGGCGUGCUGUGACAUCAUUUCUUCCACAAGAGGACUUACAAAUGUUACAAAAAAACAGUAACCCUCAAGUGGUUUAAAAUAAAUAUUGUGUAUAUCCUUACUCAUUUGUCGCUAAUGACAAAAAGGUUUGCUUUUUUGUUGUUGGCUUUUUUACACUUGAAAUGUGUCUGUUUAAUUGGUGGCUGGUUGACAUCACCACAGCGUCACAGUUCGAAAGGUUAACCCAACCCAUCCCUCAGGAUGGGGAUCUCCAACAUUCAUCUCUAUUACAGCUACUUUGCUUUUAUUUUUAUAACUGACAUUUAAAGUGUACUUUAUUUACAAACCAGAUCCCCACUCACACAGUGCAGUCAUUGUCUCUUGCUAUGUUGUGGUAAUUGGUCAUGACAUCGGGGCACAGUGUUCGGAAUUGAACAGUUGUAAAGAUACUAAGAGUUGAAGCAAAUAUUCUUUGGUGAGCUACCUUUAAAUGGCCUCACUCAUUUGUCCCAUAUUUAUGCCUAACUUGAAUGUGUGUGUAAAAUCACAACCACGUCUGGUUGAACUGCUUGUGGACUUUUGCCCAGCCAACAAAUCCCAUUGAUUACACUGUAUAGAUUGAUGCUUGUGAGCAAUAAUAUCACACAUGUUAAAUUUCAAUGCAUACGGCCUUAUUUUUAACGCUGAAACAGUAACAGGAGACAGGACAAGGACAAUAUAAAUAUUUAAUAUUUUUCAACACAUUUAAAAUGUCUUAUGACAUGCACAAACAUUACACCAAACAGCUCAGUUUGCAUCAACACAUAAAAAGACCCAUGCAGCUAUAACCCGCCCAUUACCAUGCUGCCAAACAUCUCCACAACUGCAGUGCAUCAAAGGGAAUAAGAAGUCUUUCAUUCAUUCAUUUUCUACCGCUUUUUCCUCACGAGAGUUGCGGGGGUGCUGGAGCCUAUCCCAGCUGUCUUUGGGCGAGAGGGGGGUACACCCUGGACACGUCGCCAGCCAAUCACAGGGCACAUAUAGACAAACACUCAUUCAUACCUAUGGACAAUUUGGAGUCGCCAAUUAACCUAGCAUGUUUUUGGAAUGUGGGAGGAAACCGGAGUACCCGGAGAAAACACACACAUGCACGGGGAGAACAUGCAAACUCCACACAGAGAUGGCCGAGGGUGAAGGGUGGAAUUGAACCCUGGUCUAGCUGUGAGGUCUGCACGCUAACCACUCGACCGCCGUGCCGCCCAAUAAGAAGUCUUGUUCAUUACAAAAUAGCACUGCAGAACUAAUCUGCCUCUAUAGUCCAAGAACUGUGGCGAAAAACGAGCGAUGAGAGCCAUAAAUUGGGGAGAAAAAAAAACAAAAAACACUAACGAGGGUCUUAUUUCCUGUUCUUUGGUUAUCAUCACACUUGUUCUCUUUGCCAUUCAUGCCAAACCCUUCUAUGCAAACAAGCAAAACUGGCUUGAGGACUUAAUGAAGUCAUGCAUGAGGCUACUUUGAUGCACUCCCAUCAUAAUGUGUUUGACUUUAGAGGCAUAUUUUUCCAGAAAUCAAUGUCCAGCGCUGUCAUGCUGCAUAAAAUGUAUGUUGAUUUGGGAUUUUGGAAAUGCAAAAUCCGCAUAAAGUCCCUUUACGUUACAUUUCCCCAUUCCCCACCCCCAAGAUAUGUUGUAGAAGUCUUUCGAAACAUGAUUUGGCAGCAUGGAUUCAGGUGUGUACAUCAUUUGAUGUAUUACAAACACGACUUUACAUUAAAAAAAUCUAUAAACCUAUCAC